This is a messenger RNA of Bombyx mandarina (wild silkworm), 3031 nucleotides long. RefSeq names its product 116 kDa U5 small nuclear ribonucleoprotein component. The record is from RefSeq and is a predicted model, not a curated record. Gene Ontology annotation, biological process: mRNA splicing, via spliceosome. Lineage: Eukaryota; Metazoa; Arthropoda; Insecta; Lepidoptera; Bombycidae. Gene Ontology annotation, cellular component: cytosol; U4/U6 x U5 tri-snRNP complex; U2-type catalytic step 2 spliceosome. Gene Ontology annotation, molecular function: U5 snRNA binding; GTP binding; GTPase activity.
UCGGCAGUUGUUUUGGAUAAUUAUUUUUCGGAAAUAUUUUCAAAAUAUAGUUAUCAAUAUUAAAAAUGGACGGAGAUUUAUAUGACGAAUUUGGAAACUACAUCGGGCCAGACUUGGAGUCUGAUUCUGAAGACGAACAGAGUGUAUAUGGUCAGGAUAAUCGUGAAGGUGAUGAGGAAGCAAUGGAGGAGGACGAGGACGCAGACGCGGAGCCCGAAGUUGCGCCUAUGUCCGUCGUUCUUCAUGAGGACAAACGUUACUAUCCUCAAGCUGUAGAAGUGUAUGGACCCGACGUAGAGACAGUCGUCCAAGAAGAAGAUACACAGGCUCUCGACAAACCCCUGGUAGAGCCUGUGAAACACAAGAAGUUCCAGGUUCAAGAACAGCAGCUACCAGAGACCACCUACGACAUGGAGUACAUGGCUGACAUGUUAGAUAAUACUAACUUAAUCAGAAAUAUUACGUUAAUGGGCCACUUGCACAAUGGAAAAACAUCUUUUGUAGACUGUCUCAUGAGACAGACACAUCCUGGAACAAUUAACAAUGAGACAACAAUACCUAUAAGGUAUACAGAUACUCUGUUUGUGGAGCAAGAGCGAGGAGUGUCGAUAAAGUCCAUGCCGGUAACAUUGCUAUUGAAGGAUAUAAAGGGAAAGUCACAUUUAUUGAAUAUCAUGGAUACUCCAGGUCACGUGAACUUCAGUGAUGAGGUGACUGCUGCUUUGCGGAUAUCGGAUGGAGCGGUACUCUUUGUGGACGCUGCUGAAGGUAUAAUGCUCAACACGGAGCGAAUGUUACGUCAUGCAGUACAAGAAAGAAUUCAUUUAACUCUUUGCAUCAACAAAAUAGACAGGCUAAUGCUUGAGCUAAAAUUACCUCCUGCAGAUGCCUAUUAUAAGCUCAGGCAUAUUAUUGAUGAGCUGAAUUCUAUGCUGGAGACCAAUCAACCUCAGGAUAAUCCUGAUGAGCCUCCAAUUGUAUUUUCACCACUUCUGGGUAAUGUCUGCUUCGCGUCAACAUUGUACGACGUGUGUUUCUCUCUGGAAUCGUUUGCGGCGAUGUACGCUGCCUCGUACCCUGCGUGCGGACUGCGGGCAUCCGACAUGGCGGGCUGGCUGUGGGGCGAUGUCUACUUCAACGCGAAGACUAGACGCUUCACGAAGAAACAACCUCAUGCCUCUGCUCAGAGAAGCUUCGUGGAGUUCAUAUUGGAGCCGCUGUACAAGAUUUUUGCUCAAGUGGUGGGAGACGUGGACGACACCCUGCCAGCUGUGCUCACAGAACUCGGUAUAAAGUUAACGAAGCAGGAAGCCAAACUGAACGUGCGUCCGCUACUCCGCCUCGUGUGCAGCAGGUUCUUCGGCGACUUCUGCGGGUUCGUGGAGAUGGCGGUCCGGCACGUGCCGUCCCCACUGGACGCGGCGGCGCGCAAGGUGGCGCACUGCUACCGCGGCGCCGGCGGGGAGCUGCGUCAAGACAUGCUGCACUGCGACCAGUCCGCGCGGCUCGUGGCGCACACCACCAAGAUGUACCCCACCGACGACUGCGGCUUCUUCCUGGUACUGGCGCGUAUCAUGAGCGGGACGCUGUACGCCGGACAGACCGUGCGAGUCCUGGGUGAAAACUACAGCUCCCAGGAUGAAGAGGACUCCAGGAUCAUGAACGUCGGAAGGCUCUGGAUAUAUGAGGCUAGAUAUAAAGUGGAACUGAACCGCGUACCUGCCGGGUGCUGGGCCCUCAUAGAAGGCAUCGACCAGCCGAUAGUGAAGACGUGCACCGUCGUGUCGGCGGAGGAGGACUGCGAGCUGCACACGUUCACUCCGCUCCGGUUCAACACUCAAGCCGUCGUCAAGAUAGCCGUCGAGCCGGUCAACCCCUCGGAGCUACCCAAGAUGCUGGAUGGGCUGAGAAAGGUAAAUAAGUCGUAUCCACUACUGUCGACCCGGGUGGAGGAGUCAGGGGAACACGUGAUAUUGGGAACCGGUGAACUAUAUUUGGACUGCGUGAUGCACGAUCUGAGGAAUAUGUACUCCGAGAUUGAUAUCAAAGUUGCUGAUCCAGUCGUGUCGUUCUGCGAAACUGUAGUCGAGACGUCGUCGUUGAAAUGCUUCGCCGAGACUCCGAACAAGAGGAACAAACUGACGAUGAUCGCCGAACCUCUGGAGCGGGGUCUCGCCGAGGACAUAGAGACGGGCGCGGUCUGCGUGUCCUGGGACAGGAAGAGGCUAGGAGAAUUCUUCCAGACGAAAUACGAUUGGGAUCUUCUGGCUGCCCGUUCGAUUUGGGCCUUCGGUCCCGACACGAUGGGACCCAACAUUCUAGUCGAUGACACUCUACCCUCCGAAGUGGACAAGCAUCUCCUGGCUUCGGUCAAGGAUAGCAUUGUUCAAGGCUUCCAGUGGGGUACGCGGGAAGGGCCGCUCUGUGAGGAGCCCAUCAGGAACGUGAAAUUCAAGAUCCUGGAUGCUGUCAUCGCGCAGGAGCCGCUGCACCGGGGCGGCGGACAGAUCAUCCCCACGGCGCGACGCGUGGCGUAUUCAGCAUUUCUAAUGGCGACCCCUCGUCUGAUGGAGCCGUAUCUGUUUGUUGAGGUGCAAGCGCCGGCCGACUGCGUAUCCGCCGUCUACACGGUGCUGGCUAAGAGGAGAGGUCACGUGACCCAGGACGCUCCGGUCCCCGGGUCGCCGCUCUACACCAUCAAAGCGUUCGUCCCGGCCAUAGACUCGUUCGGCUUCGAGACCGACCUGCGCACGCACACGCAGGGCCAGGCCUUCUGUCUGCAGGUCUUCCAUCACUGGCAGAUCGUGCCCGGCGACCCGCUCGACAAGAGUAUUGUUAUCAGGCCAUUGGAACCACAGCCAGCGACGCAUUUAGCCAGAGAGUUCAUGAUCAAGACCCGUCGACGCAAGGGGCUCAGUGAGGACGUGUCCAUCAAUAAGUUUUUCGACGAUCCUAUGUUGUUGGAGCUGGCAAGACAAGACGUACAACUUCAUUAAUUAUAUUUCUGAUUUAAUAAAAUUUACCAAACAAU